This is a messenger RNA of Passer domesticus (house sparrow), 1658 nucleotides long. RefSeq lists its product as uncharacterized. The record is from RefSeq and is a predicted model, not a curated record. The transcript has 6 exons. Lineage: Eukaryota; Metazoa; Chordata; Aves; Passeriformes; Passeridae. The coding region runs from base 16 to 918 and encodes 300 amino acids.
CUAGCAGGGGGGAUCAUGGUCCUGAGCCGCUACCUCCUGCUGCUCUUUCUCGUGGCCCUGCCAGCCCAGAAUGCCCAGAGUGCUCCAGCAGCUGGGCAGGGAGCAGUUGUGGACACAGAGAGUGCUCUUUCAGCCCCUGAGCGAGGGACAGAUACCGUGCUGACUCCGAGCUGGUACCUCAAGCGGAUGAACGAUGACAAGGUUCCUGAAGAGUUCCCUGAAGGAUUGCCGGAUGUUCCAGAGGAGCUCCUGGCAGCCUUGCAUGAAGCCCCGUCUGAGACAGAUUCUGAGACUGUGCCGGAGACCUUAGCUGUGGAAGAAAGUGACAUUGUGCCAGGCUCACAUGAAAAAAGAGAACCAAUAGAGGACACCAGGACACUUGCUGAGCCUGAGGAAUAUUCAGGGUCAUCCGGUGGGCAAAAAGCCGAGACUGCUGGACACUGUGACCCGAGCAAGUACUACAUCCUAGUAGGGACAGUAGCAGCCUCAGCUUUGCUUCUGCUUGGGGCAGUGUCUGGCUAUCUAGUCAUGCAUCAGCUGCUGAAGAGAGACAGGAGGAGCCAGGAGGACAAAGAGGCAACAGGACAGGACUGGGACUCUUCCUGGGAAAGCAGUGGUCAGCCUAGAGGUGAAGCAGAGUCAGGAGAAGGAGCCGGAAGCUGCGAGAGAGCCCAAGGCAACGGGUUCAGGGACAGCUGCCGCCUGUUUCCUGAGCUCUUUGCAGCAGAGCUCGCCCAGCUGUACAAGAACAUGAGCGCAGACCCGUCACCUCUGCCCACCUGCUCCUUCUGUGCUCUGGCUGAUAACACCUCUUCACGGGACCACUGGAUUUCCCUGGAGUCACCUCAGCCCACAGCAUCCUCUUGCCCCUCCUACCAAUACCAGCAGGACUACUAUCUCUUAGAGGAUGAUGAUUAGUGAUAGUGAUAGAUGAUUAGUGAUAGUGAUAGCCAUAAAUAGUGAUAGUGGUAGUGAUUCUUUUAGUGAUAGUGAUAGGGACACUUGAUAUUAGAGGGUGGUGGUUGUUUUAAUGAUAGUGAUAGUUAAUAUUAGAGGAUAGUGAUGGUUUUAAUGAUAGCGUUAUUUGAUAUUAGGGGAUAGUGAUUGUAUUAGCGAUAGUGAUAGUUAAUAUUGGAGGAUGGUGAUUGUUUUUGUGAUAGUGGUACAUUUAGUGAUAGUGAUACUUGGUAUUAGCAGAUAAUGAUUGUUUUCUUGAUCUUGAUAAAUAAAUAUUUUUCCAAAAGCAGUAAAUUCUUGCCUGGUGUGGCUGUUUCUGUUGGGGCAGAAUGCACAGAGCUGGGAGCAGGGCUGGGGCUGUGACAGGAGCUCUGAGAAGCUUGCACUGCAGUGCAGGAGCUGCUUGUGCCACCUCAGCCUGCUUUCCCAGCAGUGGCCGUUCACAAAGCUUUCCUGCACCAGCACGGGGACACGCUGGCUAGCAGUGACAUGCAGAAACUUCUCUGGGAGCUCAUUUGGGAUGCUGCCCUGAAUCAGGAAGGUCUGGGCAGAGAGGGAAAGAUGUUCUGCGAGGGAUGGCUGUCCAGCAGUGAGCACAUCAAGGAGACCUGAGGUGGUGACUUAGGUCGUGGCAGUCCCUCCCUGAAGAGCUUCAAGAGAGGAGCAUCAAGGAGCGGAAAGCUGGAGCCGGGCUGUGUGAG